Messenger RNA from Cygnus olor (mute swan), 3303 nucleotides. RefSeq names its product solute carrier family 8 member B1 (gene SLC8B1). The record is from RefSeq and is a predicted model, not a curated record. Gene Ontology annotation, cellular component: membrane. Gene Ontology annotation, molecular function: calcium:sodium antiporter activity. The transcript is spliced from 15 exons. The coding region runs from base 126 to 1883 and encodes 585 amino acids. Gene Ontology annotation, biological process: calcium export from the mitochondrion; intracellular calcium ion homeostasis. NCBI's taxonomy places the organism in Eukaryota, Metazoa, Chordata, Aves, Anseriformes, Anatidae.
CCACUUCUCCCAUCCCCACCCCUCUCCCAUCCCCACACCCCCAUGGCCCCCCCCCACCCUGCUCAGCCCGUGCCCCCCAAGCCCUAGGCACCCCCACUCGCUCUCCCCCAGCCCCAUAGGGCGCCAUGGGGCCGGCGUGGGUGCUGAGCCUGGCCGGGGUGCUGAGCCUUGCUGGGGCGCUGGCGGGUGACAGUGGGGCGCCGCGAGCGGUGACACCGGCGGCGCUGGACAUGGGGAGCACCGGCAGCAGCGGGGGGGACCCCUUGGGACACGGCCGGGGUCUGGAUUGCAGGGAGGUGAGGAAGCGCAACAGCUCCGAGUGGUGCCGCUUUGUGCGGAGCAACCCCGACUGCCAGCUGGACGGCGGCUUCCUCGACUACCUCGGCGGCGUCUUCUGCGUCUUCCCCGCGGGGCUGCUGCCGCUGGCCAUCGCCCUCUACGCCCUGUGGCUCCUCUACCUCUUCGUCAUCCUCGGCGUGACGGCCGAGAAGUUCUUCUGCCCCAACCUGUCGGCCAUCUCCACCAACCUGAAGCUGUCUCACAACGUGGCAGGUGUCACCUUUCUGGCCUUCGGCAACGGGGCGCCCGACGUCUUCAGCGCCGUGGUGGCCUUCUCUGACCCGCGGACGGCGGGGCUGGCCAUCGGGGCCGUCUUUGGUGCCGGCAUCUUUGUGACCACGGUGGUGGCCGGUGGCAUCGCCCUGGUCAAGCCCUUCACAGCCGCCUCCAGGCCCUUCCUCAGGGACGCCAUUUUCUACAUGGUGGCCGUCUUCCUCACCUUCCUCGUCCUCUACCUGGGCCGCAUCACGCUGGGAGAGGCGCUGGGUUACCUGGGGCUCUACGUCUUCUAUGUCUUCACUGUGGUGCUCUGCACCUGGAUUCACCGCAGGCAGCGUGGGGACGGGCUGGCCCCCCCCGGACCAUGGGAGCCAGAGAUGCCGACGGAUGCUGAGGAGCGGGAGUCCUCGGGCACCAACAGCGGAGACUACGGCGAGGAGUACCGGCCCCUGCUCCCCUACCGCGAGACCUCCCUGCGCAUCCUCGCCACCGCCCUCAGCCCCUUGGACCACCGCAAGUGGAGGAGGAAGCCCUGGUACUGGCGGCUCUUCAAGGUCUUCAAGGUCCCUGUGGAGCUGGUGCUGCUGCUCACCGUUCCCGUGGUGGACCCCGACAAGGACGACCUGAACUGGAAGAGACCCCUCAACUGCCUGCACGUUGUCACCAGCCCCCUGCUCUGCAUCCUCACCCUCAAGUCGGGUGCCUAUGGGCUGUACCAGAUCCAGGGCAUCUUCCCAGUCUGGGGACUGGUCAUGCUGGUUGGCUCCGUCCUGGCCAUCAUCAUCUUCCUCACCACGACCAACGAGGAGCCGCCCAAGUACCACUGCGUAUUUGCCUUCCUCGGCUUCUUGGCCAGCGCCAUGUGGAUCAACGCCGCGGCCACGGAGCUGGUGAACAUCCUGCGGACCCUGGGCAUCGUCUUCCAGCUGAGCAACACGGUGCUGGGCCUGACGCUGCUGGCCUGGGGCAACAGCAUCGGGGACACCUUCUCCGACCUCACCAUGGCACGGCAGGGCUAUCCCCGCAUGGCUUUCUCCGCCUGCUUCGGGGGAAUCAUCUUCAACAUCCUGGUGGGCGUAGGACUGGGCUGCCUGCUGCAGAUGACGAGCAGCCAGCUGGUGGUGAAGCUGGAGCCCGACAGCCUCCUGGUCUGGAUCCUGGCCGGAGCCCUGGGGCUGAGCCUGGUCUUCUCCUUCGUGGCGGUGCCCGUGCAGUGCUUCCAGCUGGGCAAGGCGUACGGCAUCUGCCUCAUCCUCUACUACCUGGCCUUCCUCUGCGUGGCCCUGCUGACCGAGUUCAGGGUGAUCCGCCUGGCCGCUGCCUGACCGGCCCCGCAGUGCCGCUGUCCCUGCCCUCGGCGUCACGCGCCCACUUCGGCCUCGGCUUACUUGUAUGUUUUGAGAAGGGAAAAGGAGGCGUUAGGCAGUAGCCGUGUCCUCGCCCCGCUCUGGUUAACCUCGGUUAACUCUGAACAGGGACGAGGUGAAAGGCUCAGCCACCCCCGGGCGCAAGGGACCGGAGCAGCCGCAAGAGAGGUUGCUCCUGGGCACCCGCUUCCCGUCCCCGUCCCCCUCCCGGGGCUGGAGGACACGCUACGUGGGGAAACUGCAAAGUAAAGGCUUGAGUACAAUUUUGGGACUGUCAUUGCAGAGGGCAGCGAGUAUUUGUAACAUGGAGGGGGGGGAGAACAGAAGAGGGGUUGAGGUGAGGCGAGGCAGCAGGGCAGAGUGCAAGCAAAGCUGGAAAACAGCCCACAGGAGGCUGGUUUCUCCUCUUUUUUUUUUUUUUUAAGCAAUGUUUUUCAACCUGCCUUUAGGAAUACUUCUGCUCCUGAGAGCGCAGACAGAGCUGUAGCAAAGGACUUGGUGCAGAGGUUUCCACGCACACUGUUAGCCUCUGGCAAAGCUAGGUUUAGACACUGUAAGAGGAAAAAAAAAAAAUUAAUUGCAAUUAAAAACCACACAACCUCAAAUCGUGGUGCUUGCUGCAAGGGUGCUGGGUGCGCUUCGGGGCUGGGCUGCUCGGGGCAAGCAGGGGGCCCUGAGCACAGCUCGGGGUGCAGCUUCCUCCAGUGCACCCGCGGUGGAUUUCCCAACGGCGGUCACAUGCAGCUGCUUGUGCUGCGAGUGCCUGCUCGUGACAGAGCUGCAGGCACGGGGCAGCCGCCGCUGGCUCUUACGCAGCCCCGGGGAGGCAGCGAAAGGCAGCACGUGGGACAGCGGUUCCGUGUCCCCGGCCGUUAGGGAUAACCCCACUUCUGCUCUGCGGGGAGGCAGGGGCUGUUGUGCAAGCAGCACGAGCAGCAGCCCGGGGUUCGGGCAGCUUUCAGGCUCCCCGAGCCCGCUGCUCUUCCCUUCCGGGCUGAGCUCGUUUCUCCUUUUUCUGGCUGGAUAAGUGCUUUCACAAAAGUUACGGCUCCCUGUGCCUGCAGCUCUCGGCUCUGCCCUGAGUCUUGCAGCAGCCACCCCCGCUUUCCGGCCCAAACGACUGAGAUGGGAGCCAGCAGACACGGAGGGAGAGGAGCGAUGGUUUCAGGAGCCUGCAGCUCCUUCUGGCCUCAGCUUUUGCAUUAAAAACAAAGCAAAACAAGAGCAUGAAAGCAUUAUUGUAACAGAGAAGGGAAAAACUGGCAAUGGGAGGGCAGAGAGCUGGGCUCUGAGAGCAGUGUCCAAGAACAAGAAUUCAUGGCAGACCUGCAGGGCACAGAUAUUAAAUACGCUCAUGCAAGCAGCUGCCAGUGGAGAG